Molecule: messenger RNA, 1675 nt
Organism: Prunus mume (Japanese apricot)
Lineage: Eukaryota; Viridiplantae; Streptophyta; Magnoliopsida; Rosales; Rosaceae
Product: 3-isopropylmalate dehydrogenase 2, chloroplastic-like
Biological process (GO): L-leucine biosynthetic process
Molecular function (GO): magnesium ion binding; 3-isopropylmalate dehydrogenase activity; NAD binding
Source: RefSeq, a predicted model, not a curated record
GUUGGGCCUUUUUAGCCUACGCUUCGCAAAAACACACAGAAAGAAUAAGAAAAAACAAAAACAAAAAUACGAGUCUUUCUUUGGCGACUGCAAACAAAGUGGAGCCAGAGUUUGACAACAAUGGCUGCUUGCCCGCAACUCAACGCUAAACCCUUCAGCCCCCUUCUCUCUCCGAACCCCGUUUCCACACGCACCCGGAAAUUGGGUAGGAUCAGCUGCUCCGCAGCCUCGCCUUCCAAACGCCACACCAUCACUUUGCUUCCUGGCGAUGGCAUUGGCCCCGAAGUCAUCUCCGUCGCCAGGAACGUUCUCAACCUCGCCGCCUCUAUCGAAGGGAUUGAGUUCAAGUAUCAAGAAGUUCCUGUGGGCGGAGCUGCAUUGGAUUUGACCGGAGUUCCAUUACCGGAAGAGACCCUUUUGGCUGCUAAGCAAUCUGAUGCAGUUCUGCUUGGAGCAAUUGGGGGGUACAAAUGGGACAAAAACGAAAAGCAUUUGAAACCAGAAACUGGGUUACUUAAGCUUCGAGAAGGUCUUAAAGUAUUUGCGAAUUUGAGGCCUGCAACUGUUUUACCGCAGUUGGUGGAUGCUUCAACUUUGAAGAGAGAGGUUGCUGAAGGGGUGGACCUUAUGGUUGUAAGAGAGCUAACUGGAGGUAUAUAUUUUGGAAAGCCAAGGGGUUUUGGCACCAAUGAAAACGGAGAGGAGAUUGGCUUCAAUACGGAGGUGUAUGCCACCUAUGAGAUCGAUCGCAUUGCUCGUGUUGCGUUUGAGACUGCUCGCAAGCGGAAGGGAAAGCUCUGCAGUGUUGAUAAAGCAAAUGUGUUGGAGGCAUCAAUGUUUUGGAGGAAAAGAAUCAUGGCAAUAGCCUUGGAAUAUCCUGACGUUGAACUCUCACACAUGUAUGUUGAUAAUGCUGCAAUGCAGCUUGUUCGUGAUCCAAAACAGUUUGAUACGAUUGUAACAAACAACAUAUUUGGUGAUAUAUUAUCUGAUGAGGCGUCGAUGAUUACUGGAAGUAUUGGGAUGCUUCCAUCUGCUAGCCUUGGGGAAUCAGGUCCUGGACUUUUUGAACCCAUACAUGGUUCUGCUCCUGAUAUUGCUGGACAGGAUAAAGCAAAUCCAUUAGCAACAAUUCUCAGUGCUGCUAUGCUUUUAAAGUACGGUCUAGGGGAAGAAAAUGCUGCCAAGAGAAUUGAGGCUGCAGUUCUAGAUACUUUGAAUAAGGGGUUUCGAACGGGUGACAUUUAUUCGGCAGGAACUAAGUUGGUAGGGUGCAAAGAAAUGGGUGAAGAGGUAUUGAAGUCGGUAGAUUCGCUAGUUCCUUCUCCAAUAUGAAGUGAUGCACGCAUUGAUCAGCACUGACAACAAGGGCUCAAUAUCGUUCAAUGCAUGAUAUCUGGAGUGAAGAUGUCAUUUUGGUCAGUUGAAAGCAAAUCCAAAGAUGUCAUCCAGUAUGAUUUUCUUUUGUUCAUAAUUUGGAGGGCAUCUUGAGGUGAAAUAAGACCAUUUUUGUAACUGUCCCAGAGAUUUUAUUUAAUUUUAACCUUUUGACUUAGAAUUAUGUCCUAGACAUUAUCCUUGUUUAAAAUAUGCAUGUCCAUCAAGGGAUUGUUGUAACUCGGAAACAUUGUUGCCUAGAGUGGAGAUUGAAAGACAUUACAUUUUGAAGCUUGUA